AUCUUGAUUAACUUUAACUCAGAAAACAGAAAAAAUAAUUCGGACAGCCCGAAUCGGGAAUCGAACCCGGAUCUUUUGCCCGGACCGGGAAUCGAACCCGGAUCUUUUGGUUACGCACCAACGGCUCGGACAGUUAAGCUAUCUGAGACAUCGUCCGUAACAACCUUUCAGUCUAAUAAUUAUUUGCUUAACACGAUAAAAGAAAAAUAU
Molecule: messenger RNA, 210 nt
Organism: Cotesia congregata
Lineage: Eukaryota; Metazoa; Arthropoda; Insecta; Hymenoptera; Braconidae
Source: the annotation of a GenBank genome assembly